Messenger RNA from Aureobasidium subglaciale EXF-2481, 1653 nucleotides. RefSeq lists its product as uncharacterized. Gene Ontology annotation, biological process: basic amino acid transport; transmembrane transport. The record is from RefSeq and is a predicted model, not a curated record. The coding region runs from base 1 to 1653 and encodes 550 amino acids. The transcript is spliced from 2 exons. Gene Ontology annotation, molecular function: basic amino acid transmembrane transporter activity. NCBI's taxonomy places the organism in Eukaryota, Fungi, Ascomycota, Dothideomycetes, Dothideales, Saccotheciaceae. Gene Ontology annotation, cellular component: fungal-type vacuole membrane.
AUGAGUGCUACAGCAAAACCGGCGGAUGAGCGGGCGCCGCUACUUGGACCUCAACCCAGUACAGUUGAUGCGGGUAACGAAUAUCUGCCCGACAGCGAAAUUGAAGAUGACUCGGGCCACAUUUCAGCAUCAAGGGCGGCGAUAUGCGUGGUUGCUCUGGGAUCAUUGAUUUUCCUACAAGCCACAAACAUCUCGCUCUUGACCACAACGCAAUCUACAAUUGCAGCUGAUCUCGAUGCUUUUGAGAAGACGAGCUGGUUCACAUCUGCAUACCUCAUUGCUGUAUCAUCGACAUCACCCUUGACUGGAAAACUUAGUCAACUUUUCAGUCCAAGAAAUUGCAUCAGCGCGAGUGCGAUGAUCCUCGGUUUGGGUGCGCUUCUUACUAGUUUCGCCCACUCGUUCACCACAUUCAUCCUAGGUCGCAUUGUCACUGGUAUUGGCGCUGCUGGAGUCUUCACAGUAUCAAUUAUUGUUGUGCUUGAGCUCAGCGGACCUACCAAGCGUGGGGCUGUGAUUGGUGUUUUGAACUCUGGAUUUACUGUCGGUGUUGCUGUUGGAGCGACAGUGGCAGGCGCGUUGGUGAAUAAGGUCGGCUGGAGAGCGCUCUUCUGGAUGCAGACUCCCCUUGCCGUUGUCGCUGGUGGGGCCCUGUAUCUGGCCAUUCCUACUCAAUUUUCUGCUGCUAGAGGAAACAGCAAGGAGAGCAUCUGGAAGAAACUGGGAACGCUCGACUACCUAGGCGCCACGACUUUGACUGUCGGCAUUGUGCUGCUCCUCUCGGCACUCUCGAACCCUCGCAGUAUUCCGAUUUUGCCUAUCAUCUUCAGCAUCGUCGCUUUGGCAACGUUCAUUCUCAACGAGAUGUAUCUGGCUACAGACGCAAUCAUUCCAGUUACGCUGCUCAAGUCUCGUGGUAUGGCGUUUACUUGUCUGAGUACUGUUGGAUUCAUGAUGGCCCGCUGGAGUGUCCUCUUUUUCACGCCUACCUACACCCUCGCAGUCCGUGGCUGGGCUCCUGCAGCCGCUGGCAGUAUUCUCAUCGCUACGAACGGCGGGUUCGCUCUUGGAGGCAUACUCGUCGGCGUUUUCCACAUCCGUCGCCAAGGAAGUUUCUGGAUCGCUUGUGUGAUUGUGUAUCUUUUGUUCCCUAUCACACUUGUCGGCAUCGCCAUGCUAUCGACUGCGGCAGCGUCUUCAUCGUUGUACAUCCUACUGCUCUUCUUGAACGGCCUUACCGUCGGUGCUGCGAUGAACUACACGCUUGCUCAUCUCUUGCACUUGACACCAGCAUCCACACACUACAUUGCCACCUCUCUGAUUGCCACUUUCAGAGGCUUCGCUGGAUCCUUCGGUUCAGCCAUCGGUGGUGGCUUGUUCACUCGCAUACUGAGAAAGUCACUCGAGGAGAAGUUCGACAAAAGUGAUGCAGAUCUUGUGCGUCGACUGUUAGGCAGUCCUGCGAUGGUCAGUCUCCUAAAGGGAGCCAACAAGGCGAAAGCCAUUGCUAGUUACGAAGAUGCAUUGAGAGGCUUGUUCCUGGCUGCUGCUGGUCUUGCAUUGAUCAUGGUGCUUGUACAGGCUGCAACUGGGUGGAAGGGUGUAGAAGAUGAGCCAGAAAGUCAAGAUAGCGAGGAGGAGAUUUCGCAGUAG